AUGGUUGGUGAAAGUACACGGGCGCUUCGACCAACGACAGUUUGCACAGACCUGGGGAAUCCCGUUGGCGACUGGCAUCACACAGAGGGGGAAUGGGCUGUGGUCAGCUUGGCAAAAGCGACAAGGAGCAUCGUCAACUUCAACACCAGUAAGGUAGAUCAGCACGCCUUCGAUGCAUUCGAUACGCUCAUUCAACUCCUGGUCAAAAUGGCUCAGAAAAUCCCUCUGCUGUCGAUGCUAGCAAUCGUCUCACACCGUGUGGAUGUCAAGCCGUUUGUCACUUUGGGCUUGACUGAUGGCACUCCACGAUUCCGCGGAGAAGGUUGA
Penicillium brevicompactum is the source of this 327-nucleotide messenger RNA. RefSeq lists its product as uncharacterized. NCBI's taxonomy places the organism in Eukaryota, Fungi, Ascomycota, Eurotiomycetes, Eurotiales, Aspergillaceae. The record is from RefSeq and is a predicted model, not a curated record. The transcript has 2 exons. The coding region runs from base 1 to 327 and encodes 108 amino acids.